UGAUAGUGUGACAAAUCUAGCCAUUUCCAUUGGAAGCAAUUGAGUUGAGGUCGGCGUCAGCAUCAUCGACAGGCUUCUUCUUCAUCAAUAUUGCAGACACCGUGACCAGCGCUGACUGGUGAGAAGAAGCUAUGUUCCAUUGUUCCAAGGCCUUGGCAGAAGUUUUGAGAGGGAAGUUUGGGCGUUCCUAGCGAGAAAGGCAUGGAUGAAUGGAUGCAUAAAAGGUCGAGGAGUUGGAGAGGUGGUUGAGGAGCUUAAGAGGAUGGAGGGGUGGCCGCAGAUUUGAAUAUCUCCCGGAACCCUAAAUCGAAGUUGGGGUUUUCCGGAAUCCUAAAUGAGCAUUACAAAAAAUAUAUUUUAUUUUUGACCUUUUUCCUUAAAUCCACGUGGACGCUCAUUGAAAAAAUGUGGUCAGGUCAAUAUUUUUGUCAGUAUAGUCAUAUCGUUAAUUAACAUCGUUAAAGAAAUGGACGGAAGUGAUUAUUUUGUGUUUCCGGAUAGUUAUAACUAUAUUUAUUACAACUGUGAAAGUUAUACGUGUAUUUUCUAUUUUGCGUUUGUUUUAUUUCAAAAUCAUAAGUGGAUCUACAUAACGAUGUCCUAGAGAGUUGUUAUUUGGGCUUUCUCAUUUUAUCUUCCAGUUUUAAUCCAUUUUCCUAUUUCUUCUUCUUUCGCCAACAAGUGCAUCAUAAGUGGGCUUUCGUUGCAAUUUCGGACUUUCAUUGUUGGGCCUGGUGCUCGUCCAACCAAGGCCUUAUACGUGGCAAGCGUCAACCUUCAUAGGUUGUUCACUUGUUCGGCCGUGUAUUUGUGAAAUGUGAUAUUUGCAUUUAAAUACCAGAUAAUCAACACGUAUUAUAUACAUAUUAUUUUGAUAAUAUUUUUUUAUAAUUUUGUAUGUAGUAUUUUUAUUACAAAUUAUAGUUAAAAAAUGUUAUAAAUAGUAAAAUCCAUGAUUUGGCAUUUUCACUAAAUUUUUGGUUUAAAGCUCACAUGCACGAUCCUGAAAUAAUAUUUUCAAUUACUGACAUAUGGAAUUUUUUCUCAAAAUGUCAUUUUUUAUUGAAUUUAUUUUUAAUACAUUAUUUAUUUAAGUGAAGAGGAAUGAACAAGAUUUUGGUCUAAGAGAUAAACAUAACUCAUGAGUGAUAUGAAGGUUUAAAAUGGAGAAGGGAGAUGAUGUAGAACAUACUUGUUGCAUAGUCGAUAAGUGAUGUGCAAGUAUUUAAAAUACAAAAAUUUCACAAAAAUCAUCAAUUCUAUUUUCUACGGGCUCCAGGAAAAUCCACCCACAAAUGAUAUCAGUUACAUUUUCUAAAAAAUAUCCAUAUAUUGGUAAUGGAUAAUUCUGCCAUUCCUUCCUAUUUAGCAAAAUUACAUACAUAGAAUAGAUCCCUUUAGGAUUUUGGAAAGAAAAAACGGAAAAUUGGAAAUAUAAAAAACACUUAUUUGAUUUCCCGCUUGAAGGCAAUUUGAUAGAUGAAGAUGGAUACGUAAUUGCUAUUAAGGGAAGGGUUCUGGAGUUUUUAAUACUUUUAGGAAAUUAAUUUCCUCCCAAACAGCACUUUAGUUUAGUCCCUGACGUCACCGCCGGGAACAGUAGGCGGCCGUCAGAUCUCUACCAUUCCCUUCACUCUUUCAUUCUUUCUUCCCCUAUCUUCCUUCCAAUCGAAUCUUUUCCCUCUUAUCCUGCGCACACCGGCCGACAACCCAGCGCACUUUAGCAAACUUGAUCUCUCUGCUACUCCUUUCCUCCUCCUAAAAAUGGAACCCUCAACCUCCCGAUCCCGCACCGGAGGCGGCGGCGGCAGCGGGGGGCGGGAAGACUGCUGGAGCGAAGGCGCCACGGAUACGCUAAUCGAGGCGUGGGGUGAUCGCUACGUCAGCGUCAAAGGCGGAAAUCUCCGCCAGAAGGACUGGAAGGAAGUCGCCGACGAAGUCAACUCGCGGCGCAGCGGCGGAUCGAAGAAGACCGACAUCCAGUGCAAGAACCGAAUCGACACUUUGAAGAAGAAGUACAAGGUCGAGAAGGCCAAACCACCGCCGUCGAAGUGGCAGUUCUACCGCCGCCUCGAUUCCCUCAUCAGUUCCGCCACAACGGCCUCCGGCGCCGCCGGCAGUGUAACCCUAACUGUCAGACCCAAAUCCAAAUCGAAAUCCAAAUCGAAAUCCCAAUCUAAAUCACUUCUGCUUAAGGCUGCCGAAGAGCUGUCGGGCGGGUCGGAUUCAAGCUGGUCCGGCGGGGACGGCGAUGCAGGGUUCGACCAGAGGGUGGUGAAGAAGCAGCACCGGAUGGAGGACGUGGGAUGCUCCGAUGGAGCUGCCUGUAGGGAAUUGGCGAGGGCGAUUCUGAAAUUCGUGGAGAUAUACGAGAAAGUGGAAAGCUCGAAGCAAAUUCAGAUGGUGGAGCUGGAGAAGCAGCGGAUGGAAUUCACUAAGGAGCUUGAGUUUGAGAGGAUGAACAUGUUUAUGGCUGCACAGUUGGAGAUGGAAAAGAAGAAGUCACUGAAGAAGCGAGCCAAAGACGCUUCUGGGUCAGGUGGAGACUGAAUUCCUGCAAACUGGAUGCUAUUUAAUUGGGAACAAGGGAGGAAUUUAGUACUAGAAUCACAUCUGCUGGUUUUAUCUAACCACACCUCUAGAGAAGGAAUCAUCGAACUCCUGUUGCUGCAAUCGAAGUCUGGGGUGGAGAAUGAUAUGACUGCUCUUUGUAUCUUAUGGCUUUAAGUUCUAACAUCGAUUAACUCCUUUGUACAUGUGAUCAGGUUAUUUUCCGCUACCGGGUUUCUCUGCACUUGAUAUAACCCAGAGAUGAUAAAAGCCCUCACUGUGUACCUUUUGUACUACUACUGCAGCUGCUGUUGUUAAUGGCAUUCCUUUGCUUUCCCAUUCGGAGUGGGUCUGUAAUGUAGGCUGUUAUUGCAAUAAAGGCACCACCUUCCCUUCACCUCGAGCAAUAUUUCUUGGGUUGGAUCUUGGUGUCCCCUUGAAUUAUGUCUCUGCAUAAAUGGAGAUACAGAGUCAUCCCCAGUUUUUUUUUUUUUACCAUUUCAUCUGUGGUGAAAGCUACAGAGCUUGCUCAAAAUGGAUGGUUUUCUUUUGCAGUUGCUAGCAAACUCCUCUACAGUGUUCUUCCCAAUUGCUGGUGGUUGAGACCAAAAGGAGAAAUAUCUGAAACGUACCCUAAAGUGAACUCUGGAAGCUGACACCACUUGCUUUCUGAGAUGAGAGCAACAAUUAAAAAGCUGACAAUCUUUGGAUUCCUAUUUGCCCACCACGUAAAGUGAACCGGCGGGGUGUGGCCUUGCUUGUUUCGUGGGGUAGGACUUGAUGAGGCGACAUCAUUAGCCAAUGCUCGGCAUUGUGAAUUGUGAUGGCCACUUGACUGUUUUUACCAUUUCUUCUUUGUUGGGUAUUCAUGAACAUCGGAAUUACUUAUGAAUCCGACGAAAGGGAGAGAAAUCCGUUUCCGUCUUUAUGUUGACUUCCAGUUUUAGAGCAGCAAUUUCUUCACAUCAAUGGUUCUGCUUUACAGGAUACAUGGGAAAGGAAGAAGAAGAAGAAGAACAAACUCUCUUUUGAUCA
Messenger RNA from Linum trigynum, 3585 nucleotides. The record is from the annotation of a GenBank genome assembly. NCBI's taxonomy places the organism in Eukaryota, Viridiplantae, Streptophyta, Magnoliopsida, Malpighiales, Linaceae.